ACUAACAUCAGUUCGGUUGUCUAAUAGCCUAUCUUUGAAGAUGUCAUCUCAGGUUCAGAGUUUGCAGAAACAAUUAACACAACUUCGACAAGAAGCUAAUGUAAACAGAAUUCCUGUAUCGGAAGCCAUUCAGGAUAUAUUGAGCUAUACCAACCAGCAUGCUCAGGACGAUGCUUUGGUAAUCGGAGUGAACCAGUCGGAGAAUCCAUUCCGAGAGCCCAAACCAUGCUCCAUUCUUUAAAGAAGUGCCAAGUACACAUGGACAUGGAACAGCAUCUCCAUUUUAAUCGUGGUAACAAUGGGCAUGUGCAACCUUCGUGAAUGUUCCUCCAUUCUUCUCUGUAUAGACUUGUAUAUCAUUGGUGUUGUAAUGUUAUGAAGGCAUUUCUUCUUUUUUUUUAUAAGGUAUAGGGUUUCUUUCUCCAAGAAAUCUGUAGGUUCAAAAACAUUUUUUUGUUUUUUUGUUUUUGUUUUGAAAAAUUAAUCAACUAACCUUAUCAAUUGGUCACAGAGAAUGUGGAAAGACAAUGAUUGGUUUCAAAUGUUUGUCAUUAUUUGCUAAUUACAGUUUGGGGAGGGUGGUUACCUUAGACAAAUGUCUAAAUUAUGGCCAGACUGUCAGGAUAUGGUCAGUUUUCGUGUUCUUAUUUUUUUCAUUAAAUCUUGGUGAAUUUAGAAUCCAAUGAAUUUCUUCAAAUUUUGGGGGGGUUAUCUUUCUAAUGAACACAUUCGAACCUGUGUUCAUACUUUGUAAUAAAAAAAAUCUCUUUGCUCUCACUUCAAAAAGAGGACCAAAGACCAAUUAUAUAUUUUGUGCAAUACUUAACACACAGCUGUAGAGAUUCUCAUGUUUCAUUUAAAUGAAGUUGUGCAAUAUUUUAUGUACCAGUUUGUUUGCUCCAAACUUUGAACAUCGAUGUACAUGUUAUAAUAGUCUCCGUCUGUCAUUUCAUAUAAGCACAGUGUAUUACUUGCAAUGUUUUUCGCCUUUUUUGUGUUCUUUGAUGCAGUGUAUGUACAAACUUUAUUGCUACAUAAUGUCAUGGAGGAUUUGAUAGCGAAUCUCAAGCAAGGAAAUGUUUCAUAAAAUACUAGUGUCAUUUUUUUGUUAGUUUUGAUAGUAUAAAUGCUUUAUAAAGUGCGUAAAUAUCCAAGCUUUAGCCUUCUUUUUUUUUUUAAAUUUUUAAUUUCCUCUCAAUACUGUUUUUAGAUUUAUUGUUUGUGCAAUUUUAUGAGAGAUUAUAAAUAAAGUAAACCAAAAUACA
This is a messenger RNA of Ostrea edulis (European flat oyster), 1265 nucleotides long. RefSeq names its product guanine nucleotide-binding protein G(I)/G(S)/G(O) subunit gamma-7-like. NCBI's taxonomy places the organism in Eukaryota, Metazoa, Mollusca, Bivalvia, Ostreida, Ostreidae. The transcript has 3 exons. The record is from RefSeq and is a predicted model, not a curated record. Gene Ontology annotation, molecular function: G-protein beta-subunit binding. Gene Ontology annotation, cellular component: heterotrimeric G-protein complex. Gene Ontology annotation, biological process: G protein-coupled receptor signaling pathway. Bases 41 to 241 code for a protein of 66 amino acids.